Molecule: messenger RNA, 1593 nt
Organism: Pseudogymnoascus destructans
Lineage: Eukaryota; Fungi; Ascomycota; Leotiomycetes; Thelebolales; Thelebolaceae
Gene: PZH1
Product: serine/threonine protein phosphatase Pzh1
Exons: 4
Coding region: 1-1593 (530 amino acids)
Cellular component (GO): cytoplasm; nucleus
Molecular function (GO): protein serine/threonine phosphatase activity
Source: RefSeq, a predicted model, not a curated record
AUGGGUAACCAACCGUCAAAGUCUGGUCCCGGAACUUCCGCACCUCGAAAGACUUCCUCCUCGACAUCACUAGACAAGGGUGGACUUGCGAUUACUUCCCAGCCAUCGUUCUCAAAGUCCGAUACUGUGGGGAGCACGCGAUCAUUCAAGGCACUAAGAUCGAAAAUACCAGGCACCUCGAAGACCGACAGCUCUCGCGAAUCAUACUCGGGCCUCUCAAAUGGGGACAAUGACAAUGAUACCGGAUCUGUUAUGUCCGGGAGAAGUGGGCGCUCCCGAACGAGCCGCUCCGAGGACCGCUCGCCACUCGCGUCCGUUGAUACGGGAAACUAUGCAUCGGAUGCUAUGCAACCUCCCCCAUCGCCAAUCCAAUCUGCGUCUAUGACAUCUGGAACCCAUGAAGGAGUAGCUGCUGCGCAGCAAAGCGGCGAGGUCGAUGUUGUUUCUGACCAGCCGGCGUCAGGAACUCUGAACACCCACCCACAUGGGCAACGGGCUGGAAAAUCGAUUCUGGUCAAGAAAGAAAACUCAAUCAACACUACCAAUAUUGAUGAUUUGAUUGCCGCUGCCGAAGAGACAUCGAACCAAGGCAUGGGGAUGGAUCCCAAGUCGAUUGAUAUUGACGAUUGCAUAACUCGGUUGAUAGAUGCUGCUUAUGCAGGAAAGGUCACCAAAGGAGUCUGCCUCAAAAAUGCUGAAAUUACGGCUAUUUGUGUGGCUGCCCGCGAGGUCUUCCUAUCUCAACCAGCACUUCUCGAGCUCGAUGCUCCGGUCAAGAUUGUAGGAGAUAUACACGGGCAGUACCCUGACCUGAUCCGCCUUUUCGAAAUGAGUGGAUCUCCACCAAGCUCUAAUUUCCUGUUCCUCGGCGACUACGUUGAUCGUGGGAAACAGUCGUUGGAAACCAUUUUAUUGUUGCUGUGCUAUAAGUUGAGGUACCCCGAGAACUUUUUUCUACUCAGGGGCAACCAUGAGUGUGCCAAUGUAACUCGAGUGUAUGGGUUCUAUGACGAGUGCAAGCGCCGAUGCAAUAUUAAGAUUUGGAAAACAUUUGUUGACACCUUCAACACUCUGCCAAUCGCAGCUAUUGUGGCAGAGAAGAUAUUCUGUGUCCACGGUGGCCUCUCUCCGUCUCUGAGUCACAUGGAUGACAUCCGCAAUAUUGCGAGGCCAACAGAUGUGCCUGACUACGGGUUGCUCAACGACUUGCUCUGGUCCGACCCCGCUGAUAUGGAGGCCGAUUGGGAAGCCAAUGAGCGGGGUGUCAGCUAUUGCUUCGGAAAGAAUGUUAUCACGCAAUUCUUGGAAAGGCAUAACUUUGACUUGGUUUGCCGGGCACAUAUGGUGGUUGAGGAUGGUUAUGAAUUCUUCAAUGACCGCGUAUUGGUUACUGUUUUCAGUGCGCCAAAUUACUGCGGCGAGUUUGACAACUGGGGCGCCGUCAUGAGUGUCUCCAGCGAACUUCUUUGUAGCUUUGAGCUUCUUAAGCCUCUCGACUCUAGUGCGCUGAAAAGCCACAUUAAGAAAGGAAGAAACAAGCGCAAUAGCACAUUCAACAGUCCGCCUGCAAACUUUAACCCUCAAAGUGUAUAG